CCCCUUGCCGAUCCGCUGCCUUGGCUCUCUGUGAAACGCGCGAAAGCCAGAGCACAGGACUUUUCUGACGCCGCCGUUUCUCUCGCCCUGCCCCCUCUCGCGACUCGCGCUCUACGCCAACUGCCUCCUCCUUUCGCUCCCACUUGCGCCUCCUCUUCACGCGAUCCGAUCGUUCGGUGCCGACGGGUGGCUGUAAUACCUAAGACUCCCCCCUCCCUCGUCUCCUCCUUCGCUAUAGGCGCUCUCGGACAGCCGAAACACAGUCAUAGACAUCAUGACGAACUCGCUGGAGUCCUCGCGCCCCAUCCUAGCCAGCUCGACCGGCAACCGCGCCUCAACCCGCAUGUCCACCUACAGCUCUGCGCCGACCCUCACGCCCUCAAUUGCGCCCUCGCACCUCUCCAACGCUUCCUCGACCGCCGGCGACCCCAAGGCCCAGGAGAUCAAGUCAUGGAAUGAGGGACUGGAACGCCUGGAGGACAAGCGCCUCGCGUCGCAGCGAUACAUAAUGAGCAACGACAAGGUCGACAACAUGAGCAAGCUCGCGCUCGGCGCGAAACUCGACCGCGCCCUCGCACGGCGCAUGUCCGGCCAGGACGCCGUCUUCCGGCCGAAAGUCAUCAACGAGAAGAAGGUGAAUGCAUGAGCGGUCAGGCAUAUCGAUUCUUCAUAGCGGUUCAGUCAUCCAUCACUUUCGGCAGCUAGCUGUUCGCAGCAUGAUGUAGUUACGGUUUCAGUCAUCCAGCGAGAUAUCCUUCAUUGCGGAGUGCGUGGGCUUUCGGGGCGGGAAAGCGAACAGGCUGUGGUGUCAUCAUCAGCCUCACGUCGUUGAAUCUGGUCGAAGCGUCGCAGCCACAGCAGAACAGGCGGCCAUAUAAUGGGGUGUCGACAGGCAGCAUGGUUCGCAGUGGUUUACCUAAGCAUUGGG
Molecule: messenger RNA, 928 nt
Organism: Trematosphaeria pertusa
Lineage: Eukaryota; Fungi; Ascomycota; Dothideomycetes; Pleosporales; Trematosphaeriaceae
Exons: 2
Coding region: 275-646 (123 amino acids)
Source: RefSeq, a predicted model, not a curated record